This is a messenger RNA of Tuber melanosporum (Perigord truffle), 1410 nucleotides long. RefSeq lists its product as uncharacterized. Bases 433 to 1317 code for a protein of 294 amino acids. The transcript is spliced from 5 exons. NCBI's taxonomy places the organism in Eukaryota, Fungi, Ascomycota, Pezizomycetes, Pezizales, Tuberaceae. The record is from RefSeq and is a predicted model, not a curated record.
CAGUAAGGCGGGAAGGGGGGAAAAAGAAGGUAAAAAUAAGAUAAAAAGUGGUCUUAUGACCGAUCGAGAUCCUGUUGCAGGAAGGAAGGAAGGAAGGAAGGAGAUUGGGGAGGAAGAAAAAUAAUUACAGGUUCGUGGUGUUGAGGUGGUUUCAGAGCGGGCUGCUGGCUUGCAUGUUAGGGGUAAAGGGAAGGGAAGGCCAAGGGAAGAAGAUGUUGAUGUUGUUCAUUGCAGCCUUAGUCAACUUUUGAACCCGGAGCCUCAGCGAGCCUUAAACCCGGGAAGGCAAAGUGUGAUAAACCCAUGCCAUACCGCCGGCAAAGUUCCACAUAUCUUUUUUACACAAGCUUCUCUCUCUUCCUACUACCUUGCGUCCUCUACUUUUACUCUCCUGUCAAUUUUCCGGCAAACAGAGAAGCUGAAUCCGUUACGAUGCUUGAGACGAUUUACGUUACUAGACAUGGCUUUCGCAGCAAUUGGUCGACUGACGGCCAGGGGAAUAUCUCUGAUAUGAUCAAAUCUCCUACCGGCGUCUCCUCUGAUCCCCCGCUCUCUGCUCACGGAGCUGAGCAGGCGAGGGAGCUCAUGGCGCACCUUGUGAAGCUCGACCCUAAAAUCGACAGAAUCUAUAGCAGCCCAUUUUACCGCUGUCUGGAGACUAUCAACCCCACGGCGGAAGCUUUGGAUCUAGGAAUUCUUGCUGAUAACGGUAUCGGGGAAUGGUACGGUGUCGCUCGAUUCGAACACCCGUCCCCCGCUAGCCCCGAGUUGUUGCACACUUUCUUCCCACGUGUCAGCCUUAGCCACGUCCCCACUAUCAUCCCAUCCACUAGUGGUGAGACCAUCGCUCAGCUUCACGAUAGGACUGCGUAUGCCCUUGCCAGAAUUAUCGCCGACAUUGAUCGUGGUUGGGCUGAGGAGGGGAAGGGACCUAAGGCUAUUAUCAUCUGUAGUCAUGCUGCGCCUAAUAUUGCUGUUGGGAGGGCUCUCACUGGUGAUGAGAAAUUUGACGUGAAGACUGGAACUUGCUCUCUUAGCACUUAUCGCCGCCGCAAGGUUCCUACCAGCCCGACCAUAGUCCCUGCUCCGUCUGACGCGUUUCCCAUCCCGGAUAUAGCCUGGCGUGGUGGCAACGGUGUCGGGGGUGGAUGGGACAGCGUCCUCAACGGGGAUUGCGCCUUCCUCGCGAACGGCGAGGAAAGGAAUUGGUGGUUUUCGGAUGAGGAAGCUUGGGACUCCGCCGUCGUCAAGCCGAAGCCCGGUGAGGCUCCUGGGGGGUCUGCUUCUCAGGCGGAGCGUACGGAGGCAAAGAUAUAACGUCAUAGGGGAAUUUAUAGACGAACGCGAUGAUACCUAGCUAGAGAGUGAGCUUGGGUGAUGAGGGCGUUAUGGUUAUAUUUUUUCUCGGGG